Molecule: messenger RNA, 771 nt
Organism: Rosa rugosa (rugosa rose)
Lineage: Eukaryota; Viridiplantae; Streptophyta; Magnoliopsida; Rosales; Rosaceae
Product: protein vip1-like
Exons: 4
Coding region: 150-680 (176 amino acids)
Molecular function (GO): RNA binding
Source: RefSeq, a predicted model, not a curated record
CUUUAUUCCAAGUUGUGAAAACUUUUGAAAAUUCCUUAUCAUGUUUGGUCUCAUAAUCUCAAUAGAAUCAAUUGUUUUUGUACAGACUAUGGAUAUAUUAUACUAGUUGAAGGGUGUUGAGUAACUGUGAGUCUGUGAACAUAAUCAUAAUGGACACAGGGGAUUUAACUAUUCAAGUUCUCAACCUUUCUCCAAGGGUGACCCUUAAAGACUUGAUUACCUUCUUCUCUUAUUGUGGAACUGUUCACAAUGUCCAGCUCUUGAGAGAUAAAGAGCAAUCGCCCUAUGCUUUAGUGACUUUUGGGCAGCCUUAUGCUUUCCAAACUGCUCUUCUCCUUGAUGAUGCUGUGUUUGGAGGGAAACCCAUUUGCGUAUUACCUGCAUGUGUUAUAAAGAUUCCUAUUGAAUCAGAUGACGACACUGAUGAGUCUCAGAGCAAAAGCCAAGGACAAAACAUGUCAAUGUUGAAGAAAAGCAGGGAUGAGUUGGAGGAGAGCUUGAAGCUUUCGUCCGAGAAAGGAAGAAGAGUGGUAAUUGAACAAGCAAGAUCAGCCAUUUAUGCAGUUGAGCAAGCAGCAGGUCGAAUGGGAAGUGCCAUCAUGAACAACAACUUCAUGUCAAAUAUACUUGACAAAGCCUCGAGAUCUGCCUCAGACUUCGGAACUAAGAAGAUCCAAUAAAUUUGAGCUUAUUCUUAAUGUUAUCAAAAUGUAAUAAGCUACCGCAAAUUUGUAAGAGAAUCACAUUUACAAAAGCAAAGUUAUUACCAAA